Lotus japonicus is the source of this 958-nucleotide messenger RNA. RefSeq names its product transmembrane ascorbate ferrireductase 1. The transcript is spliced from 4 exons. Gene Ontology annotation, molecular function: oxidoreductase activity. The record is from RefSeq and is a predicted model, not a curated record. Bases 67 to 759 code for a protein of 230 amino acids. NCBI's taxonomy places the organism in Eukaryota, Viridiplantae, Streptophyta, Magnoliopsida, Fabales, Fabaceae.
CACGCACGCAUAUAGUAACUACCAACAACACUUUGAUCCCCAAUUUCAACACUCUCUCUCACUACGAUGGCGUUGGGUGUCGCUGCUCUUCCGUUCACAUUCGUCGUCCACGUUCUCGGUCUCGCCGCCGUCGUCUUAGUCUUGGUCUGGAACCUCUACUUCAGAGGUGGCUUAGCUUGGGAUUCUGAAAACAAAGCCCUCAUUUUCAAUCUUCAUCCUGUUCUUAUGCUUAUUGGCUUAAUAGUUAUUGGAGGUGAAGCCAUUGUAAGUUACAAAUCUCUUCCCUUGAAGAAGGAAGUGAAGAAGCUGAUACACCUUACCCUCCAUGCCAUUGCAUUAGUACUUGGAAUAGUUGGAAUUUGUGCUGCGUUCAAGAAUCAUAAUGAAAGUGGGAUUGCCAAUCUGUACAGCUUGCAUUCAUGGCUUGGAAUUGGGGUUAUUUCCCUAUAUGGUGUUCAGUUCAUAUUUGGGUUUGUGACCUUUUUCUACCCUGGUGGGAGUCCAGCCAUUAGACGUGACACACUCCCUUGGCAUGUCCUGUUAGGGCUGUUUAUAUAUAUCUUGGCUAUUGGCACUGCUUCACUUGGGUUUCUAGAGAAGCUCACAUUCCUGGAGAGCUCAGGAUUGGCAAAAUAUGGUUCUGAGGCCUUGCUUGUCAACUUCACUGCUAUUAUCACGAUCUUAUUUGGUACCUUUGUUGUGUUAUCUGCUAUAUCUGAAGCUCGCGCAGCCACAGAAGAUGAGUACACAGCCAUAUAGAUUUCACUUUGCAUCUGAUUAAUCUGAGGUCUGCUGCAAGUUUGUAUUCAGUAAAGGGAAUAAUAAUAUCUGUUGUUUAUAUGCUUGGACUCAGCUUGUAAGUUGUAAGUAAUCAUCAACUGUAUCCUGGAAACAUGUAAUAUUACAUUGGUACGUAUCACACGAGUUGCUAUUGACUGUGAAGAGCAUUUUCUUGAAA